Molecule: messenger RNA, 432 nt
Organism: Phytophthora infestans T30-4
Lineage: Eukaryota; Oomycota; Peronosporomycetes; Peronosporales; Peronosporaceae
Exons: 2
Coding region: 1-432 (143 amino acids)
Source: RefSeq, a predicted model, not a curated record
AUGUUCGACAUGCGUGAGGGCCAACGUGCAGGUGUGCUGGCAGUAGCGUGGCGAGUGGGAUAUGGCGCUGAUGGUCCGGAUUACGGAUCUGCAGCACGGUGGGGUUGUUCGGGUGUAUUCGUGGUGGGGUUGUUCGGGUGUAUUCGUGGUGGCGUCUGGAACGCGGUGGAGCGGUUGGAUGUGUUGCGUCAGCCGGAUAUCUCGUGGCGGUGUCGCGACCUGGACCUGGCCGUGGGGCUGCACACGAUGGUCGAAGUGAACGAAACGGCGGAAGAGGCCAAGAUGGAGAUCAUGGAGGUGGAGGAUGCGACUCCCGAGGUCAGGAAGGCUGAGUUGUGGAUCAGCGUGGCGCUGCUCCAGCUGGAAGUUCCGCGUAAGACGGAGAUACACGUUCGGAACCGGUGCCAACGUGGACGUAGCCAUGAGCAGUAG